Messenger RNA from Coffea eugenioides, 697 nucleotides. Its product is annotated as splicing factor U2af small subunit B-like. The coding region runs from base 44 to 697 and encodes 217 amino acids. The transcript has a single exon. Gene Ontology annotation, molecular function: pre-mRNA 3'-splice site binding. NCBI's taxonomy places the organism in Eukaryota, Viridiplantae, Streptophyta, Magnoliopsida, Gentianales, Rubiaceae. Gene Ontology annotation, cellular component: spliceosomal complex; U2AF complex. Gene Ontology annotation, biological process: mRNA splicing, via spliceosome. The record is from RefSeq and is a predicted model, not a curated record.
CCAUAACCGUCCUACCAUCUCCCCCACCCUUUUGCUGUCCAACAUGUACCAGCGCCCUGACAUGAUCACCCCUGGAGUCGACCCCCAGGGCCAACCCAUCGAACCCCGCAAGAUUCAGGAGCAUUUCAAGGACUUCUACGAGGACAUUUUCGAGGAACUCGGCAAGUUCGACGAGAUCGAGAGCCUCAACAUCUGCGACAACCUCGCCGACCACAUGAUCAGCAACGUCUACAUCCAGUUCAAGGAGGAGGACCAGGCUGCCGCCGCCCUCCAGGCUUUGCAGGGCCACUUCUACUCCGGCUGCACCAUCAUUGCCGACUUCUCCCCUGUCACCGACUUCCGCGAGGCCACCUACCGAAGGAGCAGUCGUGGUGGAUAUUGCAAUUUUAUGCACAUCAAGAUGAUUGGGAGGGACCUCAGGAGGAAGCUCUUUGGGAGUCAUAUUCUUAAGUACCGAAGGAGCAGGAGUCGCAGUAGAAGUGCCAAUCCCCAUCCACACCACCAUCACCGGAGGGAAAGAGAAAGGGAAAGGGACUACGAUAGGAGCCGUGACAGUGAAAGGGAUUAUCGUGCAAGUGGUAGGAGGAGCGGAGGAGACCGGCACGCCAGGCAUGAGAGCGACAGCAGCGGAGGGAGGAGAAGACAUGCAGCGAGUCCCAGGCGGAGCAAAAGUCCUGUGAGGGAAGGUAGCGAGUAG